Rattus norvegicus (Norway rat) is the source of this 7423-nucleotide messenger RNA. The record is from RefSeq and is a predicted model, not a curated record. Lineage: Eukaryota; Metazoa; Chordata; Mammalia; Rodentia; Muridae.
UAAUAUAUAUAUAUAUAUGUAUAUAUAAAAUGUGGGGGGGGUGCGUGUGUGUGUGUGUCCUCAUGUGUAACAGUGUGGCGGGGAGUGGAGUACAUGUGUGUCUUCAUGUGUGACACCUCAGGCACUGUCAGUCAUUUUGUCUUUUAGUUUAAUUUCUUUUAUUCUUGUUAGGUAAUCACUCACUGCUCUGCCCUCCCCUCCCGCCAUGGUCAUUCAUCUUUAAGGCAGGGUCUUUGGUUGACCUGAACUGGCGAACAGGUUAGCUAGGCUGACUGGCUGUGGAGAAUGAGGAACACAUUUGUCUCUGCCUUCUCAGCACCAGGAUUGCCACGUACCACUUCAACAGCUGAGUCCUCUCCCUAGCCCCACUUUAAGUUUUUAAAUAGUUCUUUGACUUUUUAUUGUUAUAAGAGGGAUCUUGUUUUAUAGCUCAUGCUGGUCUGUAUCUCACUUGUUAUGUAGCCCAGGCUGGCCUUACAUUCUAUAGUCUCCUGUCUCGGCCUCCUCAGGGUAGGCCUUAUGCUUUCUUAAUCUACUGUAUUUGAUAAUUAUACUUAAGUAAAUUGCCUUCAAAACUGUAAUGAUUGAACAGAGGUUAAAAGAGUUCCUGCUUCAUAUUUCUUGUGAUUUUUGUUCUUUUUUCAGUGAAAGUUACAGAUCAGGUUGUUUGGUUGGUUUUGUUGGUUUUGUUGACCAUUUGGUUGGUGGGUUGGUUUUAAUGACUGUUUGGUGAGGGUGAGUGGGUGGGUGGAUCUGGUUUGUUUCUAAAACAGAGUUUCUCUGUGUAGUCCUGGCUAUCCUAGAACUCCCUCUGUAGACUAGGCUAUCCUCAAACUUAGGGUGCCUCCAAAGUACUUGGAUUAAAUGUGCACCACAACUACCCAGCAAAUACCAGUUUUUUAAUGUUAGCUAUUUUAUUAUAUUUUAUAUAUUAUGUAUUAUUAUUUUAAUGUUAGCUAUUUUAUUAUGCUUGAGAGAUUUGGCUACAUUUUGUGUAAUUUCACUACCUUCAGCUUGCUGUGACAGCUGUUAGUCUAAUCACUUUAAUAUAUCCUAGGUAGUCUUAUCUUCUACUUGGACAGAAUGACAGCAGAUGAGGGAAGGACUAGUUACAUAGUAAGAUUUUGUUUCUUGUAGCCGAUAAGGCAGUAAAAGAAAAGCAGAAUCAGAGUUUAGAGCUACUGCUAAUUGCCAGUGCCUUGGUGUUUAUUCCUAAUCUACACUUGGCGUGUAGUUUUCAGAAGAACCUUGUGAGCUAGGUAGGUGCUGUGGUUACUGCAUGUUGUGAAUCCCAAUUCACUCUGGGUUUAUUUCUAGUCCUUACCCUGUUGAACUGUUAGCCACAGAAAUUAUGGCUUUUUCAGCAUCGCUAGUCAGCUUGUCAAAGCUCUGAAAAUGUGAAAAUGGGUCUCUUAACAUAAGUUACCUGACUUAUUGAUAGUUUUGUUUUGUUUUAAAUGUUGAUGAACUAAACAUAAGUUACAUUUAAAAAUUAUUUUUAAAGAAUAAGGGAAGAGAAGUCUGGACAGAUGCUCAGUGGUUAAGAACACUGGCUGUGGGUUAUGGUGGCUUACAACCAUCUGUUACUCCAGUUCUUAGGGCUCCAACACCGCCUUCUGACCUCCAUGGCCACCCAUCACACAGGUGGUACACGUACAGUCCAAGCAGGCAAAACACCCACACAUAAAAACAUAGGAAGGAUUUUUCUUUUCUGUCCCCCGUUAAGCAGAUUGUUGAUAAGGUUACCUUCACAGCAUACCUUAAACUUGGACUGUUUUGGCAAGAUUUGGAGGCAGAAGGAAUAUUGAGUAAAAAGUGUACUCACAGGGAGAUGCAACGCAUGUGUACUUACUCCAGAAAGGAACCCCCUGACAGACCAAAGUCAGAGCUGCACCAGAGACCAGCUAGGUGAGCCAGUGAGCUGUUUAUUGGCUCUGCCAGGAGUGUGGGUGAGGGGUUGCUAACAGGAGCAAGAAUAACUCCAGGGUGUUUUGUCACUACAAAGCCCAUCCUAACAAGGGUGACAAUUAAGAAAGCUGAAUUCUUGGAGCAGUGCGCACCAUCUACAGGCAUGUCCAUUGGCCCCAGACUUCCCUCUCACAGCUGUUCAGUCCCUUCUUCCCCAGCAGUUGUUGACCUCUGAAACAAUGGACAAGGACCUUAAGAACCUUGGAAGUUCCUGCUUUCUCAGAUAUAUGACAUUUUGUUUACCUUCUGAGACUCCCGGAUUCUCAAUUUGGAAGAGACUGCUAUAGGACAAGGAAGUGAUUGCUUUGUAAGGACAGCCAUACAGCUAGAUGAGCACUGAUAGAAGAGUCUGACUGCUUUAGUGUGGUGAAAGUGGAAGAGAUUCUGAAAAGAGGUGUUGAUAUAGAAGCAGCUCGAAAAGAAGAGGAACGCAUAAUGCUUAGAGACGCGAGGCAGUGGUUGAACAGUGGUCACAUCAGUGACGUCCGGCAUGCAAAGUCCGGAGGCACAGCACUCCACGUGGCAGCGGCCAAAGGGUAUACAGAAGUUUUAAAACUUUUAAUACAGGCAGGCUAUGAUGUUAAUAUUAAAGAUUAUGAUGGCUGGACACCUCUUCAUGCUGCAGCUCACUGGGGUAAAGAAGAAGCAUGUCGGAUUUUAGUGGACAAUCUGUGUGAUAUGGAGACGGUCAACAAAGUGGGCCAAACAGCCUUUGAUGUAGCAGAUGAAGACAUUUUGGGAUAUCUAGAGGAGUUGCAAAAAAAACAAAAUCUGCUCCAUAGUGAAAAGCGGGAUAAGAAAUCUCCACUGAUUGAAUCAACAGCAAAUAUGGAAAAUAAUCAACCACAGAAGACUUUUAAAAACAAGGAAACGUUGAUUAUUGAGCCAGAGAAAAAUGCAUCUCGAAUCGAGUCUCUGGAGCAAGAAAAGGCUGAUGAGGAGGAGGAAGGCAAGAAGGAUGAGUCCAGCUGCUCCAGUGAGGAGGAUGAGGAGGAUGACUCCGAGUCCGAAGCGGAGACAGAUAAGACAAAACCCAUGGCUUCUGUAACUAAUGCUCACACUGCCAGCACUCAGGCAGCUCCUGCCGCUGUGACAACACCUACUCUGUCUUCCAACCAGGGGACCCCUACAUCACCUGUUAAAAAGUUUGAUUUCAUUGCUUCUCUCAUGCCUGUGGAGUCAGUAGAUCCUGCAUCAUGGAGGCAGGGCUUGCGCAAAACUGGCAUUGUGCUGGUGCCCAGUAAGGGCGAAAAAUCCAUGUUUCCUACAUCAACUACAAAAAUUUCUCCCAAAGAAGAAGAAAGAAAAGAUGAAUCUCCUGCAUCCUGGAGGUUAGGACUUAGAAAGACUGGCAGUUAUGGUGCCCUGGCUGAGAUCACUGCAUCUAAAGAAGCUCAGAAGGAGAAAGACACUGCAGGCGUGAUACGUUCAGCUUCGAGUCCCAGACUCUCGUCCUCUUUGGAUAAUAAAGAAAAGGAGAAAGACAAUAAAGGAACAAGACUUGCAUAUGUCGCCCCUACAAUCCCAAGGCGACUAGGCAGUACGUCUGACAUUGAAGAGAAGGAAAACAGAGAGUCUUCAAAUUUGCGAACAAGUAGUUCUUACACAAGAAGAAAAUGGGAAGAUGAUCUUAAAAAAAAUAGUUCAAUCAAUGAAGGAUCUACUUACCAUAGAAGUUGCUCCUUUGGUAGAAGACAAGAUGAUUUGAUUAGUUGUAGUGUUCCAAGCACCACAUCAACACCAACAGUUACCUCUGCAGCUGGGCUUCAGAAAAGCUUCCUUUCCAGCACAAGCACUACUGCAAAGACUCCCCCGGGUUCCUCCCCAGCAGGCACACAGAGCAGUACCUCAAAUCGUUUGUGGGCUGAGGAUAGUACUGAGAAAGAGAAGGACAGUGCUCCUACCGCAGCGACCAUUCCUGUUGCUCCAACUGUUGUAAGUGCUGCAGCUUCUUCUACCACAGCCCUGACCACAACUACUGCUGGCACUCUUUCCUCCACAUCAGAGGUCAGGGAGAGACGCAGGUCAUACCUCACUCCUGUUAGGGAUGAAGAGUCUGAAUCCCAAAGGAAAGCAAGAUCUAGACAAGCAAGACAGUCUAGACGGUCAACACAGGGGGUGACACUGACUGACCUCCAGGAAGCCGAAAAGACAAUAGGAAGAAGCCGUUCUACGAGAACCAGAGAACAAGAAAACGAAGAAAAAGACAAAGAAGAAAAGGAAAAGCAGGAUAAAGAGAAACAAGAAGAAAAGAAGGAGUCAGAAGUAUCUAGAGAAGAUGAAUAUAAGCAAAAGUAUUCCAGAACAUACGAUGAGACUUAUGCACGUUACAGACCAGUGUCAACUUCAAGUUCAAGCACUCCGUCGUCCUCCUCACUUUCUACUCUAGGCAGUUCACUCUAUGCCUCAAGUCAGCUCAACAGGCCAAACAGCCUUGUAGGUAUAACCUCUGCCUACUCCCGGGGAUUAACCAAAGACAAUGAAAGAGAGGGAGAGAAAAAAGAAGAGGAAAAAGAAGGGGAAGAUAAGUCACAACCUAAAUCAAUCAGAGAACGACGGCGACCAAGAGAAAAACGGAGGUCUACUGGAGUCUCCUUCUGGACACAAGAUAGUGAUGAAAAUGAGCAAGAGCGGCAGUCAGACACCGAGGAUGGCUCCAGCAAGAGGGACACUCAGACGGAUUCUGUUUCCAGGUAUGACAGCAGUUCCACGUCAUCAAGCGAUCGGUAUGACUCCUUGCUGGGUCGUUCUGCCUCAUACAGUUACUUAGAAGAAAGGAAACCAUAUGGUAGCCGACUAGAAAAGGAUGACUCAACUGACUUCAAAAAGCUUUAUGAACAAAUCUUAGCUGAAAAUGAAAAACUAAAGGCACAGCUACAUGACACAAAUAUGGAACUAACGGAUCUAAAGUUGCAGUUGGAAAAAGCUACCCAGAGACAAGAACGAUUUGCUGACAGGUCACUAUUGGAGAUGGAAAAAAGGGAACGAAGAGCUCUAGAAAGAAGAAUAUCUGAGAUGGAAGAGGAGCUCAAAAUGUUACCAGACUUAAAAGCAGACAACCAGAGGCUAAAGGAUGAAAAUGGGGCCUUGAUCAGAGUUAUAAGCAAACUUUCCAAGUAGGACAGAAAACACACAAGCGAAGCAGCGGGACUUGCACACACUCCCCAGUGGACCACAUUGGCAGUCACUGGACGCCAGAAAGAACCCCUGGAGACUGUCAUUUUCCGAUAUCCUGCCAAACGCCCUCUUAUCUAGGAGUUUUGUUUCGUUUAAUCUUCUGCCCCACCCCCUUGGUUAUCAAGACCAUUGUUUCAUGUUAAAGCCGCUGCUGAGAAGAUUUUUUUUUCAAUGACUGAGAAAACUUGUUUACAGCUCCAGCAAAUAAAGAAAGUGUUCAAGGCCAGAUACGCCUCAGAUAUUUAACCAGUAAGCCUUAGUUGUACAUAAAUACUUUUGUGUCAACAAAAACUUCCAGCUCUCACAGAAGACAGUUAGUCAACAGGUUUGUUUGUUGUCGUUAUUGCUGGUAUUUUCUUUUUCUCUUUUUGAUGUGCCACAGUUUCUAGUUUCUCCAUAUUUAAGUUGUUUGCUUUACAUCUGCAUUUGGGUUUGCAUUUUUUCCUUCCUCGUGUCAGCUCUCUAUGUUCACAGCCUUCCCAUUUACAGAAAACUUUGCUCUCCGAGCAUCUUGUCACGUGUUAGGCCGAUGUGUGUCUGCCACCUGGAACUGAAGUGCUCGGUGGAACACUUGCUGUCACUGUUUGUGCAAUACGCAUCCAUUUCCUACAUGACUGCUUUGACGUCCAUUGAGAUCUGAUCUUGGGAGUCCUAUCUUCUGCCCUCAUCCGUCACUUUUUGUUUUUUAUUGUAGUAUAAGAUGCUAGAUUCUGUAAUCUUCACAUUCAUUUUAGCAGGUACUGAGUGACGCUGUAUAUAUAAAUAAGUGUAUUGUUUUGAUUUUUUAGACCACCACAUGGCAUGCUUGACCAUUUUUUUAAUUCAGAUGUCUGCUAGUGCACAGUAGGCGACUCCACAUGGUGUGUAAAACAGCUUGUCACAGUGGGGCAGAGGACCUCAGCAGUUCACGGUUGAUGGAGUCCUAUCUUUACAAGUUUUUCUACUGUAAAGUGCUUUGACUUUUGUUUUCAUUUGGUAGUAUUCAAACCUAAUUAUAAAGUUGCAUAAGAUAACUGCUUCACAUUUCACAUGCCUAUAUUUAUCUGAGUGCUGUCUAAAACUGUUGUGCUAGCCAAAAUAGUGGUGUGGAAGCCUUUGCAGACUUCAUCUGUGAGUGAUGUUAAGUGCACUGUUAAUGCCAUGUGAAGAGGCAUCAGCUUUGAUACCACCUUCAUGUUCAGACCAUUUUUAUACAUUUUAGUGGCCUUUUUUUAAGGAAAAAACUAAGCAAAAGGAAGUCCAUAAUUAAAGUGGCAUUUAUUUGAACAAAUAACUUUUCUAUUUUCAUCAAACCAUGCAAAAAAAUAUUACAUCUUCCUGGCACAUAACUGUCUCCUUAACCACUGAACAGUUCAGCCAUUUGAAUAAAUUGUACAUUGUAAAGCUUAGCAGCUGACUGUAUUAUUAAGUGUAUUGUAUACUAUAUUAAAUGUGAAUUUGUACCCCUUCAUUUUAAAAGGUCAUUGUGUUCUACUGCCUAUUUUAGAUUACUUUGGGGUUGGGAGAGGGUGUUUUGGUAAGUAGAAUUUAAGUCCUCUCUCUCUUGAUUGGUUUUAUGAAGAUCUAAGGUUAUACUCUUACUACCAAGCUCAGGAUUCUUGACUUUAAAGGUACAAGGAUAGGUGUGAGGAUUUUAUUUUUGGUUAUAUUUGAACUGUAUGAAUGGUGGGUCUGAAUACAGAGUAUUUCAUGGUCUAAUGAGAAGGUAAAAUGCGCAGAUAAUUGAUGAGUUUGAGUGACUGCCACAUGUUCUGCGUGCACAACAGUUAGGCAUGCUGUGGUUUCUAUUUGUGAGGUCUGGAUGCCUGUGAAGAGUGAUUAAAUACAUGUUUCUAAUAUUUUAGUGUUUUGUAUUUAGGUUAUUUAUUCUUUGUAUCUACAAUUGAACAGCUACUGUGCUAUAUUGACUUUAUUGGUAGUACUGAGCAGACCUUGUUUCUGCAUGAAACUAGUUGCAAAACCCACUAUUUUGGAAAUAAAAAAAUGUAUUUUGACAUAUACAAAUAAAAUGAAUAAAACUAUUUUAAAUGUGUGAACUUUUAAUGAAAACAGCUUAGAUUUUGUUCUGAGAUAUUUAAAUUCUGCAUGGGUAUUUUUUCACUAAAUGCUUUACUUGGAUACCAGUUUGAAUAAUUUUUGAAAUUGUAAUAUUGUGAUAAUUUGCACAGCAAUGUACAUGCUUAUCUGUAAAUGCGAACCUAACUGCCAUAUUUAUGCAAUACGUGUACCAAUUUGGACAAAUGUUUAUGUAUUUUACAUAAAGCUAUCUGUGUGCAGA